GACACAAACCCUUAACAUUUUCCUCAUUCAAAAAGUCCCUUUGGCCACACAUCAUUGUGACCUUGCCUUACCCUAUUACUAACUUUUUAACUUGUAUCCAUUUGUCAUCUUCUCAAACAGCAGUCGAUUCUAAUCUCUGUUGCUAUCAUCAGGAAUCCAAUUAGAAGGACCCCAAAACACUAAACAAUAAUGCUCAACAGCUAAAAAAAAAAAUGAUGAUCUCCUAAUAUGCACCCUCUUGUAUUAUAUACCACUUCCAAGCCACUACAUGACAAAUUCACCAAAAUAUAGACCACCCCAUAAUCAUCCCCACUUACCCCAACAUCAAAGAAGUCCUAAAGUUUGAAACUUUUCCCCAAAGAUUGAAAAUUUUUAUGUCAUUGCCAAAUGGGUAGGCAAGAUAAUGAUCACACAAUGGUGAAUUCCUCCAUUGCUCUUCUCCAAGAGAGGUUUAGGCAAUUGGAGAAACUUCUUAAGUUGCUGUCUUCUUCUCCUUCUUCUUCCUCUUCUUCAGAAACUCAUGAUCUGAGGGGUAAUUUAUCAUCUAUGCAGAACCAACAAGCAUCACAGAGGAAUAAUAACUCUCUACAACCAAGGUUGAUGGUUCCAUCACAUAGGCCAGGUUUUCAUGAUGAUUCUCUUUCUCUUGGUCUCAACUUGAAUUCCAAGCAAGGUUAUUAUGAUCAUCAUAACUAUACCAUGAAAUCAUCAUCAUCACCAUCAUCAUCAUCCUCCUCCUAUAGUUUAUGGUCAUCACCACAAGGUGCAUCAUCGUCAUCAAGAAAUUUUGACAGCUCUGAUGUUGAUACUUCCCUUCAUCUGUAAAUAUAUAUGUACUUCUUCUCUAAUACCAAUAUAUAUUAUAUGUUUGUAUGAUAUUAAGUUAAUAAUCCUAUAUGUGUUCUCCAUCGUUUUGUAGCAGAAAUCCAAGGGGGCAGCAUGUAUCAGUGUAUGGAUAUAAUUCAUAUAAAGAAAACAGAAAUUACAUGGCAUUUUAUAGGCCAGAAAAUAAUGUUUUGGUAUUUUGUAAUGGAUGAAUGCAGUAAUAAUUCGAUUAUAAACACUACUUUUUUUAUUA
Arachis ipaensis is the source of this 1078-nucleotide messenger RNA. The record is from RefSeq and is a predicted model, not a curated record. NCBI's taxonomy places the organism in Eukaryota, Viridiplantae, Streptophyta, Magnoliopsida, Fabales, Fabaceae.